Homarus americanus (American lobster) is the source of this 3454-nucleotide messenger RNA. RefSeq names its product histone acetyltransferase KAT2A-like (gene Gcn5). Bases 472 to 3066 code for a protein of 864 amino acids. Gene Ontology annotation, cellular component: nucleus; histone acetyltransferase complex. NCBI's taxonomy places the organism in Eukaryota, Metazoa, Arthropoda, Malacostraca, Decapoda, Nephropidae. Gene Ontology annotation, biological process: positive regulation of transcription by RNA polymerase II; chromatin remodeling. The transcript has 16 exons. Gene Ontology annotation, molecular function: histone H3 acetyltransferase activity; protein binding. The record is from RefSeq and is a predicted model, not a curated record.
CCACGCUUGGUCACUAGAUGGCGCGCAGUACGCUCUUCGUUCCUUGCUACACCACACAUCAACGCUUGGUCACUAGAUGGCGCGCAGUACGCUCUUCGUUCCUUGCUACACCACACAUCAACGCUUGGUCACUAGAUGGCGCGCAGUACGCUCUUCGUUCCUUGCUACACCACACAUCAACGCUUGGUCACUAGAUGGCGCGCAGUACGCUCUUCGUUCCUUGCUACACCACACAUCAACGCUUGGUCACUAGAUGGCGCGCAGUACGCUCUUCGUUCCUUGCUACACCACACAUCAACGCUUGGUCACUAGAUGGCGCGCAGUACGCUCUUCGUUCCUUGCUACACCACACAUCAAUAGUUUGUCUCGACGUAAACAUAGCUGCUGUGCCGCCCUUCUCGAAUGUAGCCUUUUUACCAAGUUUUCUGCAAAUUUGCCUUUGACUAUGGCUAUGUUGCGGUCAAGAAUGUGAUGGCAUCAAGGGACAGUGGGAACCCAGGUACUGGUGGUGGAGCAUCAGGUGUAACCAUUCAUCAGCAACAGAACCCCCAGGCUUCAAGUAUGACAGCUGCAGUGGCAGCAAGUGGAGGAGGAGGGGUGCCUAUAGGAUCAGUAACUGCUGGUGGCUCCCAAGCAGCAGCAGCAGCAGCAGCAGCAGCGGCGGCGGCGGCGGCAGCAGCAACAGCAGCAGCGACAGCAGCAGCAGGAGGAGGAGGUGGAGGAGGAGGAGGAGGAGGAGAGGCAGCUGGAAGAGUAAGCAAUGUUCAGCGUAUCCAGCAAAAAAAGGCACAAGUGAGAGCUUGGCCACGUGACAAAAAGCUGGAAAAGCUAGCCAUAUAUUCUUCAUGUAGGGCUGAUGAAAGCUGCAAAUGCAAUGGUUGGAAGAAUCCAACACCACCUGCACACCCAGCACGACCUGACACCCCUCAGCCAGCUGCACCUCCAUCUCAACCAUGCCGUAGCUGUACGCACACACUAGGUGACCAUGUGAGCCACCUUGAGUCUGCUGGUGAUGAUGAUUUAGAUCGCUUACUUUCCAUCGUUGUGGAUGUGGAGAACCUCUUCAUUUGUGUUCAUCGGGAGGAGGAUCCAGACACCAAACAGGUGUAUUCUUAUCUAUUCCGCCGUCUUCGAAAAUGUAUACUGCAAGUUAGUCCACCAACUGUAGAGGGACCACUUGGUACACCACCAUUUGAACGUCCCUCAAUUUUCAAGGGUGUCACCAACUUUGUGCUUCACAAAUUUAAUCAUCUCCAACAGAAGGAUUUCCAAAUGAUGAGGGACUUAGCCAAGAUGUUUCUUCAUUGUCUUAAUCACUGGCGUUUAGAAACUCCUUCUGCAAGACGUGCCCAUACCACUCCAGAAGAGAGUUCAGCUUAUAAAGUCAAUUACACUAGAUGGUUGUGCUUCAGCUAUGUCCCACAGUUGUGUGAUUCUCUGCCUCAUCAUGAAACAACAGCAAUAUUUGGUAGAACUUUUCUCCGCGCUGUGUUCCAUACAUUACGCAAGCAGUUGCUAGAUAAAUUUAGAGCUGAGAAAGACAAAAUGCCUGCAGAAAAAAAGCUACUGCUUCUCAAUCAUUUUCCAAGAUUCUUGUCCAUGUUAGAAGAAGAGGUAUACUCGAAUUCCUCUCCAAUCUGGGAUGCUGAUUACCGGCCCCAGUUACCCCCACACCUUCACAACCAAGCUGCUGAAAGAGGUAGCACAGCAGCCCGUGGUGAAUUUGAGAGGUUGUCAGUACAACCAGGUGAAGGCCAGUACACCACUGUUAGCCUCACAUCUGCAGCUACAAGGAGACAACGUAUGGAUGACAGAGGAGAGAAGCGAGAAGGCGAUGAUUUAAUAGAUAAUAACAGCAGUAAGAGAAUAAAAAUAGAAACUGAAGAUUUGGGAGAGGAAACUGUGGCUGAGGUUGUUGCUACAAUAACUGACCCAAGGAAGAUGGUUGGCCCAGAAGUUCUUUUCUCAGAGAAUGCAGCAAGGGAUGAAGCUGCCAAGCUGGAAGAACGAAAGGGCAAUAUUGAAUUCCACGUUAUUGGUAACUCCCUCACUCAGAAGGUAUCCAAACAGACAAUGCUGUGGUUGAUUGGUCUUCAGAAUGUAUUUUCUCAUCAACUUCCUCGUAUGCCCAAAGACUACAUAACAAGAUUGGUGUUUGACCCUAAGCACUGUACAUUGGCCUUGAUUAAGGAGAAUCGGCCUAUUGGAGGUAUAUGCUUCCGGAUGUUUGCUGCCCAGGGAUUUACAGAAAUUGUCUUCUGUGCAGUUACCUCCAAUGAACAAGUGAAGGGUUAUGGCACACACAUGAUGAACCAUUUAAAAGAUUACCAUGUCAAGAACAACGUCUUGCACUUUCUUACAUUUGCGGAUGAAUUUGCCAUAGGGUACUUCAAGAAACAAGGAUUCAGCAAGGAUAUCCAGCUACCGCGCUCUGUAUACCAGGGUUACAUUAAGGAUUAUGAGGGAGCUACACUGAUGGGCUGUGAAUUAAAUCCAAAUAUUGUGUACACUGAAUUUACUGCAGUUAUUAGAAGACAGAAAGAGAUAAUAAAAAAAUUUAUAGAGAGGAAACAGAGCGAAAUACGAAAGGUACAUCCGGGAUUGACCUGCUUCAGAGAUGGGGUGCGUGAAAUACCUAUUGAGAGCAUCCCUGGGAUACGAGAUGCAGGAUGGAAGGAUCCAGUAACUCCCUCUCGUCCAUCUCGAUCCCCCAACCAUGAACAGCAGGAUCCUGAGUACCUACACAGCAUGCUUAAAACACUGCUUUGCAAUGUCAAGAGUCAUGCUGCAGCCUGGCCAUUCCAAGUUCCUGUCGACCCAAAUGAAGUGCCUGAUUAUUAUGACCAUAUAAAAUAUCCCAUGGACUUGAAGACUAUGACUGAACGUCUUAAGGCUAACUACUAUGUGAAUGCCCGACUCUUCAAUGCAGAUAUGUUGCGAAUUUUCAAAAACUGCCGCUUUUACAAUCAUCCCGAAACAGAAUACUAUAAAUGUGCAAAUAAUUUGGAAAAAUAUUAUAUCAACAAGGUGAAAGAACUAGGACUUUUAGAGAGUAAAGAUAAAUAAUGUAUAAGUUAUCUCAAAAGCUUUAGAUGUACUUUACCGUAAGGUGAGGUAACUGGCCCCCGUAUUUAAGAGAUUUUUAAAAGGUUAAACACGAGACGAAUGAAACUUUGAACAUUUUAUUAGUAGCAUGCGUAGGUCUAACAUAUAUUAACAUGUUCUGUUUAAGAGACCAUAAUUCUUUUUGUUUUAGGAAAGUUAUAUAACAAGAAAUGCACUGGCCCAGUUACCCACCUUUUGGGGCAACUGGGCCACCUUUAUUUUCUUGCAGGAUAGUAUUUAGCAAAUACAGUGGUCCCUCAAUUAACGAAUGGUUCAAUUAACAAAAUUUCGGUUAACGAAUUAGCUCCCAUAAGGAUUUUCAGUUCCAUUAACAAACAAAACUUUGAUU